This is a messenger RNA of Perca fluviatilis (European perch), 3434 nucleotides long. Its product is annotated as unconventional myosin-Ic-like. Gene Ontology annotation, molecular function: ATP binding; actin filament binding; microfilament motor activity. Gene Ontology annotation, biological process: actin filament organization; vesicle transport along actin filament. The transcript has 25 exons. The record is from RefSeq and is a predicted model, not a curated record. Gene Ontology annotation, cellular component: plasma membrane; actin cytoskeleton; vesicle. NCBI's taxonomy places the organism in Eukaryota, Metazoa, Chordata, Actinopteri, Perciformes, Percidae. The coding region runs from base 551 to 3091 and encodes 846 amino acids.
UAGUUUUUUCCCUUUUUAUAUGGCUGGACAGUGAUUACAUGUUUGCAGUUUGGGGCUCUUAACAAAAUUUUCCAAACCCUCUCGGCUCUCUGUUUCUCUGGAUCUUCCCAGCAGCUUACUUUCCCUUGACUUUUUUUUUUGUCCAGUUGUGUGACGUGUGAGUGGAGUUCCUGCCCUUGUUCCAUGCAAUAUAGUUUAGAGGGAAGGAGAGGGAGUCACGGAGAGGCGGACAUGUACUUGACAUGUCAAAGGGAAGUUUAAUUGAAGGUAUAAACAAGAGGUGCUGUUUGUGUUUUGGCCAAAGUGUGUAUCGUUUGUCCUCACAGGGGAGCCAGACGAGGAGGAAGAAAGACGUGGAGAAAGAGACUAAAGCUGAGAGAAAGUGCGAAAGUAACUGACGUGGGGCGGGGGGAGAAGAAGAUAAGUUGCCUAAUUCUGUCGCCCACUGGCAAAGGUGGAUGACAAGUUACAGUUGAGGAGUCUGUCACGGGAGGAGGAGCACCUGGGGGGGACCACCAAUUCAGCCUUCUUCUUCCAACAACAGGACAGGAUGAGGUACCAAGGCAGGGAGGUGGAUGUUGAAGGAAGAGUGCGCCUGGUGAUGGAGAGCGCCCUGACUGCCCGGGACAGGGUCGGGGUACAGGACUUUGUCUUGCUGGAAAACUACAACAGUGAGGCAGCCUUCAUAGAGAACCUACGGAGACGCUUCGGAGAAAAUCUCAUCUAUACGUAUAUUGGCUCAGUGUUGGUGUCGGUGAACCCUUACAAAGAGCUGGAGAUUUACUCCAAGCAGCAGAUGGAACGCUACAGAGGGGUCAGCUUCUAUGAGAUAUCGCCGCACAUCUACGCCGUGUCAGACAACACUUACCGGGCCAUGCGGACCGAAAGGAAGGACCAGUGUAUUCUGAUAUCAGGUGAGAGUGGAGCAGGUAAAACAGAGGCGUCCAAGAAGAUCCUUCUCUACUACGCUGUCACCUGCCCCACUAAUGAUCACAUGGCUACCCUUGGUGACCGCCUACUGCAGUCAAACCCUGUUCUGGAGGCAUUUGGCAACGCUAAAACACUUAGGAAUGACAACUCCAGCCGCUUUGGAAAAUACAUGGAUGUCCAGUUUGACUUUAGGGGGGCACCAGUGGGUGGUCACAUCCUGAACUACCUGCUGGAGAAAUCCCGUGUAGUGCACCAGAACCACGGUGAGAGGAACUUCCACAUCUUCUAUCAGCUUCUGGAUGGAGGAGACAACGACCUACUUACCACGCUGGACCUGGAAAGAAACCCUCAGAACUACCAUUAUCUGGUAAAGGGCAACUGUCCCAGACUCAGCUCCGUCAGUGACAAGAACAAUUGGAAAGUUGUGAUGAAGGCCCUGUCUGUUAUUGGCUUCACCGAGGAAGAAGUGCAGAAAUUGCUGAAUAUCAUCGCCAGUGUUCUCCAUCUGGGUAACACUCAGUUUGGGGAAGGAGAGGAAGGAGAAACUUAUAUCACCACUGAGACUCAGAUAACUAAUCUUGCGAAGCUGAUGGGUGUUGAUGGCUCAGCCCUCGGGGAGGCACUCACUCACAAGAAGCUCACUGCCAAAGGAGAGGAGAUGAUCAGCCCACUAGAUUUUGAGCAGGCAGUGUCUGCCCGUGAUGCCUUAGCCAAGGCCGUGUAUGGCCGGACAUUCACUUGGUUGGUGGAGAAGAUCAAUCAGUCGCUGGCUCUCAAGGAUGAAAUCUACCACAGCGGUAAGGGCUGCUCAGUUAUAGGGCUUCUUGAUAUCUAUGGCUUUGAGGUCCUACAGCACAAUAGUUUUGAGCAGUUCUGCAUCAACUAUUGCAACGAGAAGCUCCAGCAGCUGUUUAUUGAGCUCACCCUGAGAUCUGAGCAGGAGGAGUAUGAGACAGAAGGAAUUGCAGUGAUAUGUACAAAUGGCUUUAGGUAUAAGCCCCUGUGUCCUGAGACGUGGCCCAAUUGGCAUGGCAGACUGGCAGAUGGUGUCUCGGCACUGGUCAACCACCUAGGCUACAAAGCAGAGGAGUACAAACUGGGCAGGUCAAAAAUCUUCAUCCGUUUCCCAAAAACUCUCUUCACCACUGAGGAUGCACUUGAAGCAAAAAAACCGGAUAUAGCUUUGACCCUACAGACGUCAUGGAGAGGCUACAGGGAGAGAGCCAAGUACCAACGCAUCAGACGUGCAGUGAUUGUGAUCCAGUCUGGGUGGCGAGGGAUGAAAGCACGCAGGAGGGCUAAGAGGCGUCGACAGGCUGCUGAGUUAAUACGCAGGUUUAUAAAGGGCUUCAUCUACCGCCAUGAGGAAUACUGCCCUGAGAAUGAGUAUUUCCUGGAUCAUGUGCGCUACUCCUUCCUCAAGAAUCUACGUAAAAACCUGCCCAAGAGCGUUUUGGACAAGAACUGGCCGACACCUCCUCCCUCCCUCAUUGAGGCCUCUGAGCAUCUGCGGAGGAUGCACAUGAGAAACAUGGUCAUGAAGUAUUGCAGGAGGGUCCAACCUGAAUGGAAGAAGCAGAUGAUGCAGAAGGUUGUAGCCAGUGAGAUCUUCAAGGAUCAGAAAGACAGCUACCCUCAGGGUGUUGGAAGGCUGUUUUUGGACUCCAGGCUGGAACGUGAGCAAAUCAAUCUCAAAGUCAUCCAGACCCUCGCCAAUGACAAAGUGCAGUACGGUGUUUCAGUCGUAAAGCAUGACAGGAGGGGUUUCAAGCCUCGCUCUCGCCAGCUGCUCCUCACUAACACCUUUGCUGUGCUGGUGGACCGGACCAAGCUCAAACAGAGGAUUGACUACACCGCUCUGAGAGGUAUCUCUGUGAGCUCCCUCAGCGAUGGGAUGUUUGUUCUGCACCUGCCCAAUGAGGACAAUAAGCAGAAGGGCGAUUUGGUCCUACACUGCAACCAUGUGAUCGAGCUGGUGACAAAACUAGCCAUGAUGGCCAGCAAAGUCAACUACGUCAACAUCAGCCCGGGCAGUAUUAGGUUUGCUAUGGCUCGAGGCAAAGAGGGAAUCAUUGAUUUCGUCAGGGGUUCAGAGCUAAAGGUUACCAAAGGCAAGCGAGGACAUCUGCUAGUGACUGCCCCGCGGAUCAACUCCACAUGAAGAAACCGAAAAACAGCAACCAGACAAACGGUAAUCCUUUUAGCUAACUGGAGGAUUGCCACUCAGAAGUUGUGUUAGUUUGUAGUUUGACACAAUGCUUCCACAAGCACACAUGACAUACUCAACUGAAGGAAGAUCCCUUAUUAAUUCUUAUGCAUCAUCAUUAUUACAAGAAUGUAUUUAAUGUUGCAGUAAUGACUGAUCCUUUUUUUUUUAAUGAGUAGAAAAUCAUAACAUGAAGUCGUCACUGUUUUAAAUGCUUCAUCGCUUUAUUGACAGUCAUAUAUAAAUAUAUUUUCACUUGUAUCAAAUAUAAUAAUGUUAAACACUGUAUCUCUAUAUU